This is a messenger RNA of Cornus florida, 3642 nucleotides long. RefSeq names its product disease resistance protein RUN1-like. Bases 142 to 3369 code for a protein of 1075 amino acids. The transcript has 5 exons. Gene Ontology annotation, biological process: defense response; signal transduction. Gene Ontology annotation, molecular function: protein binding; ADP binding. NCBI's taxonomy places the organism in Eukaryota, Viridiplantae, Streptophyta, Magnoliopsida, Cornales, Cornaceae. The record is from RefSeq and is a predicted model, not a curated record.
UGGAAAUUUCGAAUAUGAGGAAAGAAAAAGGAAAGGUGGUUGUAAUUUACCACUUCACCUGUAAUCCUCCUUUCUCUCGGGAGAUUCAGAAGCCCAAUAUAUCUGUCGAUUUGAUCUAGUAGUAGUAUUUUAGUUUCGAAAAUGGCAGAUGGUUCCUGGAGUGAAGAAACCCCUUUUGUUUCACGGACUUACGACGUCUUCUUGUCUUUCAGGGGAGAAGAUACUCGCCGGUCCUUCACCCACUUCCUAUACAACGCUUUGGUGGAGCGUGGGUUUUCAACAUUCAUGGACGACAAUGAACUCGAACAAGGAGAAGGGAUUGGGUCCGGAUUGCUGAAAGCGAUCGAGGAAUCCAGGGUCUCCGUCGUCGUAUUGUCGGAAAACUACGCGUCUUCAAGAUGGUGCCUCGAUGAGCUCGUGAAGAUCAUGGAGUGCAGGAGGACCUUGGGACAGGAUGUUCUUCCUGUUUUUUACGGCGCAGAUCCGUCCGACGUGCGGCGGCAGAGGGGAGUUUACGCUGAAGCAUUUGCCAGGCACCAACAGCGUUUCGAAGACGACCAGAUUCAGAGGUGGAGAGCUGCUUUGACUGAGGUUGCCGAUUUGUCGGGUUGGAUCUUUCAAAAUGGGUUUGAAUCGAAGUUUAUUCGACUUAUCAUUAAUGAGGUCGCACGUAUAGUAUAUGGUGCAUCUGUAAAUGUUCCAGUCUAUCUAGUUGGAAUAAAUUCCCGUGUUGAAAGACUCAAGGAGCUGCUAAUCUUGGGGUCAGACGAUGUUCGAAUUGUUGCAAUCCAGGGGAUGGGCGGAAUAGGCAAGACUGUAAUUGCUAAAGCUGUAUAUAAUCUUAUACAUCAUAAGUUUGACCGCAGUUGCUUUCUUCCAAAUGUUAGAGAUACUUGGAACCAAUACAACGGCCCUGUCGAAUUACAAAAAAUGCUUCUUUCUGAUAUCCUACUUGAUAAAAAGCAAAGCAUUAGAGAUUCAAGUCAUGGAAUUGAGGUAAUAAAACAGCAAGCAUGGUGUCGAAGGGUUCUUCUUGUCCUCGAUGACGUGGAUCAUGUGGAACAAUUGAGGACAUUAGCCAUAAAUCGUGAUUUACUACAUUCUGGAAGUAGGAUCAUUAUAACAACUAGGGAUUUGAAUUCAAUAAGUUCGGUUCAAGUGAGUGAGGUGUAUACACCCGAGGAGUUGAAUGAGGAGGAGUCUCUUAAACUCUUCAGUUGGCAUGCUUUCAAGAAAGACCAUCCUCUAGAAGGCUAUGAGAUUCUCUCAUCCGAAUUGGUGGAUUAUGCUCAGCGGAUUCCUUUAGCUCUUAUAGUUUUAGGCUCCUUCUUUUUGGGCAAAACCAUACCUGAAUGGGUAAGUCGCUUGGAGAAGUUAAAGAAAGUUCCUGAUGAUGAAAUCCAAGGAAGACUUAAGAUAAGCUUUGAUGCACUUGAUUCUGAAGAAAAGGCCUUAUUCUUAGAUAUUGCAUGUUUUUUUGUUGGAAUGAAUGUAGAUUUGGCAAUCACAAUACUAGAAGGUUGUGGUUUCUUCCCAGAAAUUACUAUUGGAGUUCUAGUCCAUCGUUCUCUUUUAAAAAUUGAUUCAGAUAACCGGCUGAUGAUGCAUGAUCUGAUUCAGGAUCUUGGUAGAGAAAUUGUCCGCCAAGAAUCUGUUCAUGAACCUGGAAAACGUAGCAGAUUGUGGGACCAGAAGGAUGUUCUUCAUGUACUGAAAAAUAACAUGGGAACAACGAGAGUUGAAGGCUUGGUCCUAAACUUGUCAAAUUCAAAUGAGCUACAAGUGGAUGCAAAUGCAUUUGCACAUAUGAACAGACUGAGACUGCUUCAUCUCAAUUAUGUCCACGUAGUUGGGAGCCUAGAACAUAUCUCCAGAAGAUUAGUAUGGCUGUGUUGGAAAGGUUUCCCUUUGAAUUGUAUACCAUCUACCCUCUUUAUGGGUAACAUGGCUGCUAUUGACUUGAGCUAUAGCAGACUCAAAGUAGUUUGGAGAGAAAUUAAGGUUCUGUAUAAGUUGAAAUACCUCGAUCUCAGUCAUUCCUAUUUCCUGACCAAAACCCCGGACUUCACUGGACUCACCAGUCUUGAAAUAUUAUUGCUUAAUGAUUGUACAGAGUUGCUAGAGGUUCACCAUUCUAUUGGAUGUCUACAAAAUCUUCUUAUCUUGAAUAUGAAGAAUUGCCAAAAUCUUCACAAGCUUCCAGAAAGUGUAUUCAUGUUGAAAUCUCUCAUCUGUGUUGAUCUCUCUGGCUGCUUCAAAUUAGGCAUGCCAGCAGAUAGAUCAUUGUAUUCAAUCAUCCUGUCUUUGGUAUCACCAGCAGGACAUCCGGAUUUCAGUGGGAUGUUGCCAGCUUCUAUACAGGGACUAAGUUCCAUUUCAAAACUAUAUCUGGAAAACUGCAAUAUAUGUUAUGUGCCUGGUGAAAUCGGUAGUUUGGUCUCCUUGCAAUUUUUGAAUCUUAGCAGAAACAAUUUUGCUAGCCUACCAGCUAACAUUACCAGCCUUCCUCAACUGAAGGUCCUCUAUCUAAACCAAUGUACUGAGCUUCUUUCACUUCCAGCUCUUCCAAGAAAGUUAAAGGGAUUGAGUGCAAACUACUGCACAUCAUUGAAAUGGAUAUCAAUAGAAUCAAGAAUGGAUGAAGCCCCAUUCAUGACUUUUUAUGGUUGCCCCAAGUUAGUUGACAACCUUGCCAAUGUUUUUAGAAAAAUUCUACUCAAGUACCAGGGACUCCCGGAACAAGGCGAUUUUAGUAUUUUUCUUCCUGGAAGUGAGGUUCCGAACUGGUGUAACUACCAGUGUGUGGGAUCAUUUCUAUCUUUUCUGGUGCCUCCGCUGGUGGAUAGGAAGAUACAAGGGUGGAUUUUAUGUGUUGUCUUUGCUGGCCGUUGUGACGACGACGACGACGACGACGACGACGACGACGACGACGAGGAUGAUGAUGAUGAUGAUGAUGAUGAUGAUAAUGAUGAUGAUGACGAUGACGAUGAUUACAUGCUUGCUAUUUCUUAUGGUAUUUACAAUAAAACUAUGGGCACUAAGAAGCGUUACCAACCAACAGUUGAUGGCUAUCCUGUGACGUGUGAAGAUCAGAUGUGGCUCAACUAUGUGCCUCACCGGUAUCUUGAAUCCGAGUGGAAGGAACUUGAAUCUCCAUUGAGAGGUGGUGAUGAAGUGGAGAUGACAAUAAGAAUAGACAAGUGGCGGCAGGUGAAGAAGUGUGGGGUUAGUCUCAUCUACGAGGGUGAUGAUGAGGACACCUUGCCUUCCAAUGAUCAACCAGAGGAGAUGGCCUUGCUCACGAGGCUCGUAUCGGAUGAAUCAUUUCUUUUUGAGAUUGGAAUGUUAAGAUACAAGAAGAGGGACUAGCAUUGGAAUUUUGGCUUUCCAAUUGCAAAAGGCCUGAAGUGAGUUCAAGCAUGAGAACAACCACUUUAGGCUUUAAGUAUAAAUUAUAUCCAUUCCACUGAUCCAUUAUGAAGAUUUUGUUGUAAAAUGUUUUUAUGAAAGAAUUCUGCGAUACACCUUUAGAAGAACUGUGUGACUUGGCUUGUAACACGGUAAAUUUUUUGUUACCUUUCCUCAAACCAAGUAAAUUUUAUCCUUUAAAUUUUUGAUGCAACAUGACUCAAGUCAUUUAAA